Molecule: messenger RNA, 1891 nt
Organism: Cuscuta epithymum
Lineage: Eukaryota; Viridiplantae; Streptophyta; Magnoliopsida; Solanales; Convolvulaceae
Source: the annotation of a GenBank genome assembly
GGGGAGAGUAUUAUUUUGCAUUAUGUCAAAUUGUAAUGCUAUAAUUAAUUUUACGUCGCAUGGUAAGUACAUACAUGCCUGGCCGGUAAUAUAGACUACCUUAAAUCUUAAUUAAUUAAAGUGAACUACAAAUCCAAAAUCAUACUAGUACAAGUAUAUGUGAAAGAACCGAAUUAUAAAUAAAUAAAUAAAUAAAUAAAUAAAUAAAUAAAUAAAUAAAUAACAGAAAAAAGGGAAAAGCUUUGUUAAAGCUGAACAGGUAUAUAAGUAAUACACAUAACAUGAUAACAUCAAACCCUCCAACCAAUUCCAUUCUCACCCUCUCUUCUUCUUUUUAAUAACUCAAGAAAUAUAUAUACUCAAAGACAAUUCUUGAAAACAACUCUACUUCAAUUCUCUCUUUUUAGCUUUCCUUUGCACAACAAAUCAAAUCCCAGUGUCUUGCUUAUCGCAAUCUGAUCAGAAUUUAGAUAUAUAAGCUAACUAGCUUCAAUUGUUUGGUCACUUUUCCAAGCAUGAACCAAAUCCAAAGGAUAUCAUGACUUGCACUGAAAUGUCUUUCUUCCCCACAAAUUUCAUGCUCCAAACCUCUCAUGAAGAUCAUGACCAUCAACCCUCCACAUCUCUCAAUCCCCUCCUUCCCUCUUGCACUCCUCAAGACUUUCCAGGAGUGGCUUCAUUUCUAGGGAAGAGAUCUAUGGCUUUUUCUGGGGUGGAAACAACACAAAACUGUGAAGAAGCACAUGGAGUAGAUGAUGAUCUGUCAGAUGAUGGGUCCCAAGCAGGAGAGAAGAAGAGGAGGUUGAACAUGGAACAGGUGAAGACUCUGGAGAAGAACUUUGAGUUGGGAAACAAGCUUGAGCCUGAGAGGAAAAUGCAGUUGGCUAGGGCACUUGGGCUGCAGCCAAGGCAGAUUGCCAUUUGGUUUCAGAAUAGGAGGGCUAGAUGGAAGACCAAGCAGUUAGAGAAAGACUAUGAGGUCCUUAAGAGACAAUUUGAUGCUGUCAAAGCUGAAAAUGAUGCCCUCCAAGCCCAAAACCAGAAGCUUCAUGCUGAGAUAAUGGCACUAAAAAACAGGGAUCAACAGCCCACAGAAUCCAUAAACCUCAACAAAGAAACAGAAGGAUCUUGCAGCAAUAGAAGUGAGAACAGCUCAGAGAUAAAGCUGGACAUCUCAAGAACAAAAACUCCAGCCAUUGACAGCCAUCCAAGUGGCAGGUCUCUUUUCCCUUCCAAUAGUAUGAGGCCAGCUGGCAUGGCCUCCCAUCACCUCUUUCAAAACUCACCAUCUUCAAGGCCAUCAGAUAAUAAUCUUCAUCAUCAGCAUCAUCAGUGCCUCAAGAUGGAACAAUCUGUGGUCAAAGAAGAAAGCUUGUCCAGCAUGUUCUGUGGCAUUGAUGAUCAGUCUGGAUUCUGGCCAUGGUUGGAGCAACAGCAUUUCAAUUAAAGAGCUGAGUGAUGCUUUUUUUACUUUUAAAAUUUGUGGGAUUUGAGUGAAAUAAUUUCAAAUUAUAUAUAAUCACUUUACAUAUGGGGAUGGGCUGGUUGAAGAUAUAUGGAGGUGGAGUUAUGCUUUAAUUUGUUCAAUUUAAUUUGCUCUAUCUCUUGAGGUCUAUAUAGGUUAAGUUGGUGUAUAAAUUAACAGCUAAGAAGCAUUGCUUUUGAUUAUAAGUUGAGCCCCCACCCCUGGCCCCCUACUUUUUAUUUCUUCAGAUCUUUAAAAAGAAGGAAAAAAAAAUGAAAAGACAGACCUGUCAUUUGCAAUACAUGUCAUGUUUCAUAUCUACCAAUGUGUGUGUUUAUUUGUGUCCAAACUAUUUUUGGUGUUUUGAUUGAGCACCUUUAUGUAUAAGACAUUGGGAUCAAUUAUCAUUAAGGGUUAUUUGUUGUA